GAAGGAGCCUGCCGUGAGGGCUCCCUCCGAAGCGCAAGCCUCCGCGGGGCCACCCUUACCCAGCCUGGCCCUGAAGACAGAAUGAGGGGGAUUUUCUGCCUCCAGGUCCUGCUCUUCCUACUGCUUCUGGGUGCUGCUGGGACACUGGAGUCUGCAGCCUGCGGGCAGCCGCUCUUGUCGAGUAGGAUCAUCGGCGGCCAGGAUGCCCAGGACGGAGAGUGGCCGUGGCAGGCGAGCGUCCAGCACCGCGGGGCGCACGUGUGCGGGGGCUCGCUCCUCGCCCCGCGGUGGGUGCUGACGGCGGCGCACUGCUUCCCCAGGCGGGCGCUGCCGUUCGAGUACCGCGUGCGCCUAGGCGCGCUGCGCCUGGGGCCCGCCUGGCCCCGCGCGCUCUCGGCGCGCGUGCGGAGGGUGCUGCUGGCCCCCGACUACUCCGAGGACGAGGCCCGCGGCGACCUGGCGCUGCUGCAGCUGCGCCGCCCGGUGCCCCUGGGCGCCCGAGUCCAGCCCGUCUGCCUCCCGGAGCCCGGCGCCCGCCCUCCACGCGGCGCGCCCUGUUGGGUCACUGGCUGGGGCAGCCUCCGCCCAGGAGUGCCACUCCCAGAGUGGCGACCUCUGCAGGGAGUAAGGGUGCCGCUGCUGGACCCGCGCACCUGUGACCGCCUCUACCACAUGGGUACCGACGUGCCGCGCAGCGAACACAUAGUGCAGCCAGGGAAUUUGUGCGCAGGCUACCCUGAGGGCCACAAGGAUGCCUGCCAGGGUGACUCUGGGGGACCCCUGACCUGUGUGAUGUCCGGGCGUUGGGUCCUGGUGGGCGUGGUGAGCUGGGGCAAGGGCUGUGCCCUGCCCAACCGUCCAGGCGUCUAUACCAACGUGGCCACUUACAGCCCCUGGAUUCAGGCUCGCCUCACCCUUUGAUGCAGUGACACUGACCUGGAGCCAGAUCCUGGGGUCCCUCAGCUGCUGGGUUCCUCUGGGGACCUGCAUAUCCUAUCCCCAGCCCUGCCCUGCCCCUCUGCCCUGAGCCUCAAAAGCCUGGUAAAGCUGAGAGGCCAACCAUUCAUCCAUAUGUCCAUCCAGGGGUCUCACACUUCCUUCCCCACCUUCCCACUCAUAUUUACCCUUCUCCACUCUGCCAGGGCUAGGCCUGGGCACCCGGAGACGGGCGAGCGAGCUAGUGCCCCAUCUGGCCUGUGUGCCCCUCUUUUUCUGGAGGAGGUCAGGGAAAUCUGAAAUGUGGGAGGGACUCAAUGCCAAGAAGACGAGUCCGUUGCUGGCUUGGGGCGGGGGAGCAGCACAUGGCGUGGAGCUGUGAGCCGCCUCUGGACACCGAGGGCAGCUCCCAGGCACAGCCCGCAGGGAGGCAGACCGCCAGCCGCUGCAGCAAGGAACCAAACCCCACCAACACCCCGAAGGGCUGGGAAGCAAGUUCUCCCCUCAGCCUCCAGAUGAGAGCCCCAUCACACCAACACCCUAAGCAGAAACCAGUUGAGCUACCCAGAUUUCUGGCCCUCAGAGCUGCAAUUUAAUACAUUUGUGUUGUUUUAA
Molecule: messenger RNA, 1551 nt
Organism: Manis javanica (Malayan pangolin)
Lineage: Eukaryota; Metazoa; Chordata; Mammalia; Pholidota; Manidae
Product: serine protease 33
Biological process (GO): proteolysis
Molecular function (GO): serine-type endopeptidase activity
Source: RefSeq, a predicted model, not a curated record